Molecule: messenger RNA, 1140 nt
Organism: Uncinocarpus reesii 1704
Lineage: Eukaryota; Fungi; Ascomycota; Eurotiomycetes; Onygenales; Onygenaceae
Exons: 4
Coding region: 1-1140 (379 amino acids)
Biological process (GO): translational elongation
Cellular component (GO): nucleus; cytoplasm
Molecular function (GO): translation elongation factor activity
Source: RefSeq, a predicted model, not a curated record
AUGUCUUUUGGCAAGCUCUACGGGGCGCCUGAGAACGGUCGCAGCACCGCGUGUCGCAUCGCUGCCAAAGCCAAUGACCUUGAUGUUGAACUCGUUAAUACCCCCCCAGGAUGCACUGAUGCUGCGUACCUAAAAGUCAAUCAAUUGGGCAAGAUCCCAACAUUUGUCGGCGCCAAUGGCUUUGUUCUGAGCGAGAGCAUUGCUAUUGCAGUCUACCUCGCGUCCCAGAACGAGAAGACCACCCUUCUCGGCAAGACCAAGCAAGAUUAUGCAUCCAUCCUCAGCUGGAUGUCAUUCGCGAACCAGGAGAUUGUCAACAAUAUCGGAGAGUGGUUCCGUCCUCUAAUUGGAUUGUCUCCUUACAACAAAAAGGCCGUUGAGGAUACCUCGAAGCGUGCCCUCAAGUCCCUUGCGGUUUUCGAAAAGCACUUGACUAACUUCACUUUCCUUGUUGGUGAGCGUAUUACGCUUGCCGAUCUCUUCUGUGCUGCUCUCCUGUCCCGAGGAUUCCAAUUUGUUCUUGGCAAGGACUGGCGCCAGGCCAACCCAGCCACCGCCAGGUGGUUUGAGACCGUUAUCAACCAGCCCGCGUACAAGGCCGUUGUUCCAAGCCCCGUUCUCGUUGAGGAAGGCCUUAAAAAUGUCCCACCCAAGAAGGAGGAGAAAGCUGCCCCAGCCAAGAAGGAAGCCCCCAAGGAAGCCGAAGAAGAGGAUAAGCCAGCUCCCAAGGCUAAACACCCAUUGGAAUCUCUCCCAAAGCCAUCCAUGAUCCUUGAUGACUGGAAGCGCAAGUACUCCAAUGAGGAAACCCUACCCUCCUCAUUUUCCGUGUUCAAUGUUAACAAAUCAAAAGGUGGUUUCUUCGCCCGUCUCGAGGCCUCUCGCAAGUAUCUCUUCGGUGCUUGCUCCGUUUAUGGCGAGAGCAACAACUCCAUUAUCCAGGGAGCCUUCCUUGUCCGUGGCCAGGAGGCUGAACCAGCUUUCGAUGUUGCACCUGACUGGGAGAGCUACAGCUUCACCAAGUUGGACGGCUCCAAGGCUGAGGACAGGCACUUUGUUGAGGACCAAUGGGCUCAGGAUAAGCCAAUCACUGUCGAUGGUAAGACUUACGAAUGGGCCGAAGGAAAAGUUUUCAAGUAA